Molecule: messenger RNA, 4749 nt
Organism: Myotis davidii
Lineage: Eukaryota; Metazoa; Chordata; Mammalia; Chiroptera; Vespertilionidae
Gene: CREB3L2
Product: cAMP responsive element binding protein 3-like 2
Exons: 13
Coding region: 378-1940 (520 amino acids)
Biological process (GO): regulation of transcription by RNA polymerase II
Molecular function (GO): DNA-binding transcription factor activity, RNA polymerase II-specific; cAMP response element binding
Source: RefSeq, a predicted model, not a curated record
GGAGCUCCGGGGAGACUCAAAGUUUGCGUCUGGAGCGGUAGUGGGAAGUGGGCUCACCGAGGAGGGUUUUUUCUUGCGGCGAGAGCCGUUCUCCUACCUUCACUGUGGAUGUACACGCAGCUUUAACCCCUGCAGCCUUCGGCCCGACCCUCGACUGCCUGUCUCCCCCGGGGGUUCUCAGGUCUCCGAGCACCCGGAACGGGAGCCCUGGGCCGUUCUCUCCGGCGGGGGAGCGGACGUUUCCUUCCCCAGUGCACAAGCUACACGCACACACGCGCGCACACGCACUCACGCGCGGAGCCGGAUCGCCCUCCGCGGCGCCACAGCCAGCGCCCUCCUGCGCUCAGCAUCCCCGGCCCCGCGCGCCUCGGACCACCAUGGAGGUGCUGGAGAGCGGGGAGCAGAGCGCCCUGCAGUGGGACCGCAAGCUGAGCGAGCUGUCAGAGCCGGGGGACCCCGAGGCUCUCACGUACCCCACGCACUUCUCAGAACUCCUGGAUGAGUUUUCCCAGAACGUCUUGGGUCAGCUGCUGAACGACCCUUUCCUGUCAGAGAAGAGUGUGUCGAUGGAGGUGGAGCCAUCCCCAACAUCCCCAGCCCCUCUCAUCCAGGCCGAGCACAGCUAUUCUCUGAGUGAGGAGUCGCGGGCCCAGUCACCGUUCACCCACGUUACCAACAGUGACAGCUUCAAUGAUGAUGAAGUGGAGAAUGAGAAAUGGUACCUGUCUACCGAAUUUCCUUCAACCACCAUCAAGACCGAGCCGAUUACGGAGGAGUCACCCCCAGGACUUGUUCCCUCUGUCACUCUGACCAUCACAGCCAUCUCCACCCCGUUUGAAAAGGAGGAACCUCCUCUGGAAAUGAAUACUGGGGUUGAUUCCUCGUGCCAGACAGUCAUCCCUAAGAUUAAGCUGGAGCCUCACGAAGUGGAUCAGUUCCUAAACUUCUCUCCCAAAGAAGCUUCCGUGGACCACCUGCACCUGCCGCCCACCCCUCCCAGCAGCCACAGCAGUGACUCAGAGGGCAGCCUGAGCCCCAACCCGCGCCUGCACCCCUUCGGCCUGCCUCAGACCCACAGCCCAGCCAGAGCGGUGCCGCGGGCCCCCUCGGCCCUCUCCAGUUCCCCGCUUCUCACGGCGCCUCAUAAACUGCAGGGCUCAGGCCCACUGGUCCUGACAGAGGAGGAGAAGAGGACACUGGUCGCUGAGGGCUACCCCAUCCCCACCAAGCUGCCCCUGACUAAAUCAGAGGAGAAGGCCCUGAAGAAAAUCCGGAGGAAAAUCAAGAACAAGAUUUCUGCGCAGGAGAGUAGGAGAAAGAAGAAGGAGUACAUGGACAGCCUGGAGAAAAAGGUGGAGUCUUGUUCAACGGAGAAUUUGGAGCUUCGGAAGAAGGUCGAGGUCCUGGAAAACACCAACAGGGCUCUUCUCCAGCAGCUGCAGAAGCUGCAGACUCUGGUGAUGGGCAAGGUUUCUCGCACCUGCAAGUUGGCGGGCACGCAGACUGGCACCUGCCUCAUGGUGGUUGUGCUGUGCUUUGCCGUGGCGUUCGGCAGCUUCUUCCAGGGCUAUGGGCCCUAUCCUUCCGCCACCAAGAUGGCCCUGCCCAGCCAGCAUUCCCUGCCGGAGCCGUACACAGCCUCUGUGGUGAGAUCCAGGAACCUGCUCAUCUACGAGGAGCAUUCUCCCCUGGAGGAGCCGUCCAGCCCCGCCUCGGCCGGGGAGCUUGGCCGCUGGGACCGAGGCUCCUCCCUGCUCAGGGCGUCGGGGCUGGAGUCUAGGCCGGAUGUGGAUCUUCCCCAUUUCAUUAUCUCGAAUGAGAGCAGCCUGGAGAAGUCAGUGCUGUGGGAGCUCCAGCAGCACCUGGCCGGCGCCAAACUGGAGGGGAACGAAACACUCAAAGUUGUCGAACUCGACAGGAGAGUGAACGCCACCUUCUGAGAGGGGGUCUCCACCGCUCUCUCUCUCUCGGCUCUGCUUUUACUUCCCCAAACCACCUGUGUUAUAAGCUUUUCCUUUUUCCCACCCAACACGGAUGAAGACAUGGACGAGCAGUGGAGCGGUCGUGGCUUUGGCCGGGAGGACAGCCUGCGAUUUCCACCUGCGGUGAGAGCCCUCCCCCUGCAGCCCCGAGGCCUUCCCUGCAAAGGGAGCCCGAUCUCUCCCUCCCUUUCGCUUCCUGCCUUAGGGAAUUACAUUAGGGUCAGGCUCUGGGACAAGUGGGCUUGUUUCUACCGAUCGGAUCGUGCUGCAAAUCUACAGCCUGGCUCUCACCAGGGGUGUGACCACCUCUUUGAAGAUGAUGACUCUUAUUCAUUGGAGACCCCACACGCUGGCCAUAAAGAGCCGAGGAUGCCUGUUGGGAUCUGGUGAAGCAGUGACUGAUGUCCCACCUCCCUCAGCAUGGUCUCCGGUGUGUCCGCCCAUCAGCCCCGGAAGUGCCAGUGUGUCCAGUGAGCGCCCCGCCACUCUGCUCUGUCCAAGCCCUCCAGCCCUUGCCUGUGGUCCUCGCUCUGGGCCAGGGCCCCUCACAUUCUCAGGCCGCAAGUGCAAUGCCUGAAGGAAUCAGGCUUCUCUACUCCAGGCGAACCUGCCCGUCUUGUUGCUUGUAGGACUUCUCCAUAACCUGUGUUCCCUCACCCAUAGAUCCGCCUCCUGGCUUCUCCUCCCCGUUUGUAAAUAGUAUUUAUUAGCUUGCGAGGCUUCCCGCUAGCAGCCGCUGAAGAGAUCCUCCCGCCAAGCCUGCCGAGUCUUGGGUUGGACUUGGGCGCUAGGAGGGCAGCCUAGGCUCUGGGAUUCCCAGUCCUCCAGGCCCUGUUCCAGUGCCUUUUCUUCUCUUUGUUCCUGGAGGCCUAUCACUGUAGGUGGGAAAUCAUUGUAAGCAUGUUCUCCCUAAGAAUGAACUCGAGGAAAGAUGGCUUACGCUUGUGAUCUGUGGCCAGACGCUUUGUUGUCCUGUGCCCGGAACAGAGCAGGGAAGGCCUGUCCUGACCACAGGCGUGUCGGACAACCUUGCUAGCAUGUCUCUCCACACCUGCUCCUGGCCCUCCUCCGCACCUCCCCCCACCCCCACUUUUACCGCCCACCCCCCCUUCUGCCUCAACACAGGGGUUGGGCCUGAGGUCUGCUCCGGGGGUCGGAGCAGGUGACAUUGUUAUCUACAGUCUUACCUUUUAUAGUCAGGUUUGGCUACUUUGCAGCUCACCCAAAGAGACGUAACCCCCACAACCUACUUUAUUAUUAUUUUUUUAAUGAUUAAAGUAACUUUUGUAGUUUUAAAAAAAUCUCUCCUCUUUCAUACAGAUAAGACAUGAAGUUGCCUGUUUAUUGUAUAAUGUAGAAAGUUUGCCUUAAGUGUUUUCCCCUAGCUUGUAAAAGACUUGGCUUACAUUUUGUAUUUUUGUUUUUAGUAGAAACUGAAGGGCCUUUAGCUUUAAUUCCUCUCUCGCCUCUCUCUCUCUCUCUCCCCCACACUGUCAUUAGAACCUGUACUUAAGAGGAUCAAGCCCACAGCUGGGCCUUUCCCCCAUCCCGUACAGGAUUUGGUGUCAUUAACAUUGGCCAUCAUAUUUCGUAAGCAGAUCUGUUUGUCUGUCCAGGUACAUCUGGGGCUCACUGUCAGGGACUCCUGGGUGUCCCUACUAUGACGGAGAGUGUUCCAGACCGGGGGGGUGGCCAAGUUCACCUUCUCCGCAGUGUGUGAAUGCGGGGUCAGGACUGCAGUGGUCCUGGUGGCCCUGCCGGCCCUUCGCACAGUUCUCGCUGCCCUUUACACUGGCCAGGGAGGACCCUCUGGGCUGUGCCUCCGGCUCCAGCUUCUCUCUACUCCCUUCUCUCCUUUCCUUCUGCUCUGGAUCCUCCGGGCCUGGCUGGUGUCUGAUAACCGUGGCCCACCACCUACCCAUCUCUCUCUGUAAAAUGUUGUGUAAUGAUCAGGCAUAGGUAGUCCGGGGGUGCCCAAGAAGGGGAAAAGGAUUAACUCAAAUAGUAUUUGGAUGAUGCGAAAGGAAAGGUUCAUAGUUAAGGGCAGAAGUGUGAGAAUGGCUCAGCCUACCCACCUGUUGUACCAGCACCAAAUGGGGUUUUUAAGGCUCCUAAACCAGCCAGCACGGGGCACCUGCUUGUGUGAGCGAGGAGGGGAAGGGGAAGGGGCAGCACACUGGGAGCCUGUUCUUAGAGCCUCGAGGAUUUCAUUCUCUCCCUUGCCCACUCCCCCUUGACAUCACUCUCUCCAGUGCAUAGGUCAUGUGUCAUAGAGAUGUAACUUGAAACCUAUGUGAUCAGAUUAACCAGUGUCACCCCAAUAAAUUUAAUAAAAAUAAAUGCAAACAAAUGGCUACCCACUCUGCCCAAACCUCUGUCCAGCAGGGCAUUCUCUCUGAGAAACCGUUCUUCCGAUGAGAAUCUGUCACUAGAGACAGGGGACAUCAGCUGAGAGCUCAAAUGGCCACUUUAAGGGGUUCCCAGAACUAAUAUUGCUGUUGUGUUGAGAAAAACCUCUGCCCUCCACUUCCUGCUUUGGGGAGUAAAGGAGAUGAACCAUGCUUUUAGAAGGAUGUAAAGGGGUCAGGAGACAAGAGGAGUUGGAUAGUAGCAGAUGGGUCCCAGACAAUUCAUGGAUGUGCACAUGUUGCUGUCCCGGGGUAAGCCCCGUUGUUUCCCCCACAGAGUGGUCCGCAGACCGGUCAGCCCUGGUGAGCCCUGGCGAUUUCAAAUAGUGGCAAGCGCUGGCUUCUGAAUUUCAGUUUUG